Messenger RNA from Leptopilina heterotoma, 1485 nucleotides. RefSeq lists its product as uncharacterized. NCBI's taxonomy places the organism in Eukaryota, Metazoa, Arthropoda, Insecta, Hymenoptera, Figitidae. Gene Ontology annotation, molecular function: nucleic acid binding. The transcript has a single exon. Gene Ontology annotation, biological process: DNA integration. Bases 1 to 1485 code for a protein of 494 amino acids. The record is from RefSeq and is a predicted model, not a curated record.
AUGAUUUCGGGCGAGAAUGGCGAUCAAUUAUCUUCAUUUAAGACAUUAAUAAAUGAACACGGCAUUCGAGUUGUUAAGACGAAAAUUAUAAAUCGGGUUGAUAGCUAUCAAUUUCGAUGCCCUAUUUUACUAGACGGAAAAAAUGAUAUUGUUCGGUUGCUUGUUCGAGAAACACAUGAAAAUUCAGGACAUGCAGGAGUUUUAACAAUUAUGAAUAUUUUACGAGAACGAUUUUGGGUGACAUCGUUAAGAAAAAUAAUAAGGUCAAUAAUAUCAAAAUGCGUGGUUUGCAAAAAACAACAUGCAAAGCACUUAGAAUGUGAACCGGCACCGUUACCUCUUAAUAGGGUUAGAGAUGCUGCGGUUUUUGAGGUCGUAGGUUUGGAUUUCGCGGGACCCUUAUUUACAAAAGGCGGAGGAAAAACGUGGAUUUGUAUAUUCAGGUGUGCGGUAUAUAGGGCAGUUCACUUUGAGUUGGCAUCGUCACUCUCAGUGGAAGGUUUUCUCGAAUGCUUUCGCAGAUUCGUGGCGAGACGCGGGCGUCCGCGAGAUGUUUACAGCGAUAACGGUACGAAUUUUGUUGGUAGUAAUAAUGCAUUUGGGAAAUUAGAAUGGCAAAAAAUUGCUAAUCAGAGCGCCUUGUCCAGGAUAGAAUGGCACUUCAGCCCACCUUCAGCCCCGUGGUGGGGAGGAUGGUGGAAGAGAUUAAUAGGCGUCAUGAAAAGAAUUUUACGAAAAACACUCGGCAAAGCAAGUUUGUCAUACGAAGGACUGUACACGGCGCUCUGUGAUGCAGAAGCAAUAAUCAAUGCUCGACCAUUGACGUACAUUUCCGAGAAUCCCGAAGAGCUUGUCCCUUUGUCGCCGUCCUUCUUUCUACAAGAAGUUAGAGAAGUGGGGAUUGUAGACUGUGACAUGCUGUAUCAUUCAAAAUUAAACAAGAAAGCAAAAUACAGACUUAAAAUUUUGAAAGACUUGCGAGUUAGAUUUCGUGCCGAGUACUUGGGACAAUUAACGAUUAAAAAAGGAAAGGGAGAAACACGGAAAAUAAAACCGGGUGAUAUUGUUUUGAUUGGUGAUGAUUUGCAUAAACGGUUGGAUUGGCCUCUCGCUAGAGUUGUCGAAAUAUAUCCGGGAUGUGACGGUAAUACUAGAGUAGCAUUAUUAAAAACGAAAGAAGGUUUAAAAAAGAGAGCUUUCCAACGAAUCUUCCCAUUAGAAAUCCCACAGGAUGAUGCUAAAGGCAUAGAGGAAUUAUGUAAAAAGGCGAAUUAUACGUCUGAACAGAGUAUGAACGAAAAAGAUGAUAAAUGUAUUUCAAAAAAUUUGAAUGAGGGAGAAAAUGACAAAAACGAAAAUUGUAUUUCGAGAAAUAUAAAUGAAGAAGAGAAUAAUAGAGAGAGUGAGUUGUGUGAGAGAGAUUCCGCGGUAAUUGUAACGAAGAGUGGUAGACGUGUCCGUAAGCCUGAUUAUUUCAAGUAUUAG